Molecule: messenger RNA, 1863 nt
Organism: Trifolium pratense (red clover)
Lineage: Eukaryota; Viridiplantae; Streptophyta; Magnoliopsida; Fabales; Fabaceae
Biological process (GO): ribosomal large subunit biogenesis
Cellular component (GO): nucleolus; preribosome, large subunit precursor
Molecular function (GO): protein binding
Source: RefSeq, a predicted model, not a curated record
UAGGAAUGAGAGUGUAUAUACAUUCUUAUUCCCAAACCUAAGCAAAACAAGAGUUUAGCGGCCGUCGUAACACCGUUCAUCCGUCGCCGUUCAGACUGUGAAAAUGCCUCGCACCAGCACUCUUGAAUGCCCUGGUUGCCCUCCGCUUCGUGCUUUAACCUUUGACACACUUGGUCUUAUCAAAGUUGUUGAAUCCCGUGAAAAACAAGGAGGUCCUAAAGUAGUAGAGAGAUGGGGUGACCCUGAUGCAUCAAAGUCUGUUAAUGCUGUUUCAAUCAUUGAUCGAAAAUCUAACCCAUUAGUAGCUGUAGCAAGGAAAAAUGGUCAGAUUGAGAUUUUGAGCCCUGUCACUGGAAUUUCUCAAGCUACAAUUUCAAACGCCAACGAUUUAGAUGUUCAGUCUGAAGAGAAUAGUAUUAUUGGCUUGCAUCUAUUUGCAAAACAAAAUCUUGAGUUAGAUUCGAGGGAUUAUAAUUUACUUACAUGCACGAGCAAAGGGAAUGCGAGCAUAAGGUCCAUUGAAGUUCCUGAGUCAGCGACAGGAUCUUCCAGUACCAAUUCUUCAAAAACCUGGAAUGUAUGUAAUAGUGGUAACAUUUUGUGUUGCAAGGUAGACGGAAAUGAGAAGUUUGCUUUAUUUGGAGGGAAAGGCGUUGAAGUCAAUAUUUGGGAUCUUGACAACUGCACAAAGAUCUGGAAUGCCAAAUCUCCUGCUAAAAACAGCCUUGGUAUAUUUACACCUACCUGGUUCACAUCUGUUUCAUAUCUAAGUAAAGAUGACCAUAGAAAAUUUGUUGCUGGCACCAAUAACCAUCAGGUUCGCCUAUAUGACAUAUCUGCUCAGAGGAGGCCCGUUCUCUCUAUUGAUUUUCGUGAGACACCAAUUAAAGCAUUGGCUGAGGAUAUAGAUGGCAACACAAUCUAUUUAGGGAAUGGGUCUGGUGACAUGGCUUCUGUUGAUAUACGUACAGGAAAAAUGCUAGGAUCUUUUACCGGAAAAUGCUCUGGAAGCAUCAGAUCAAUUGUCAGGCAUCCCGAUCUACCUGUGGUAGCUUCAUGUGGACUGGAUGGCUAUUUACGACUUUGGGAUACAAAUUCAAGGCAGCUUCUUUCUUCUGUUUUCCUUAAGCAGCAUAUUCUGCAUGUUCUUUUUGACUCCAAUUUCAUUGUUGAAGAUACGCCUAAAGGAGCGGAUUCUCUACCAAGCAAGGAAGAAACUAUAGAAGAGAUCUCAGAUGAGGAAGAAACUAUAGAAGAGAUCUCAGAUGAGGAAGAAAUUGAAGCAAUACCUUUGAAAAGAAAAAAGUCUUCUAGAAAUAAAGAAAACGUGAUAGAUGGUAGUGAAAAAAGAAAAGAGUUAAGGAGAGUGACAAACGCAAAAAAACCAAAGGAAAUGAUGGAAAUAAGAAGACCACAUCAAAAGACAAAGGAAGCAAGUUAGCAUCCAAGAAAAAAAAGAAGAGCCAAUAUGAAAUUCCAGAUGAAGGGUUGUGAUUUAGAUGGAUUUUAUGCUAUGCGAUAUAUACAACGAUGUAUCAAAACUAAUUUUGGGGUGCGAGGUGAUGAAGGUGAUACAAGUUCUAGCAGGAAUUUGCGUUUGGCAGUUGGAUCAGCUUGGAGGUUACUUUGUGGACAAGUUACUAGGCUGGUUAGAUUAGUUCAAUUGUGGAAUUUUUAUGUAUGUGACAAGUUUAUCUUAAAUUAUUCAACAAGGAAGUUAGGGUUUAGGCAUGUCUCAUGGUUCCUUGCAAAAUGUUUAGUAUUUUGCUUUGCAGCUGUUGGCUUGUGGACAAUCUUUUAUCUUAGGAGUGAAAAUGAUUUUCAAUCCCUCUUCAUUAUACCAUCAAUUUUGUUUUAAGUUUA